This is a messenger RNA of Leptopilina heterotoma, 3889 nucleotides long. It is a transcript of the gene Klc, whose product is annotated as kinesin light chain. Bases 102 to 1760 code for a protein of 552 amino acids. Gene Ontology annotation, biological process: microtubule-based movement. The transcript is spliced from 8 exons. Gene Ontology annotation, cellular component: cytoplasm; kinesin complex; membrane-bounded organelle. Gene Ontology annotation, molecular function: kinesin binding. Lineage: Eukaryota; Metazoa; Arthropoda; Insecta; Hymenoptera; Figitidae. The record is from RefSeq and is a predicted model, not a curated record.
AAGAGAAAAAGAGAGAGGGAGAUAUUGUUGUUUGAGAAAAAAGGGUUGAAAUUUUUUUAACGAAAAAUUAGGUAGGUUUUGCUGUGUACUCAACAUUAUCGAUGGGUAGAACAGAAAUGUCAAAAACGCUGAACGCUUAUAGAAUAAAAAAAAUAGAACACAUCGGCAGAAUGACAGCCAUGACGCAGGAGGAGAUUGUGGCGGGUGCUCGCACCGUUGCUCAAGGACUGGAGACCCUGAGAGUGGAGCACAGUGGUCUUCUUCAGAGUCUACAGUCGCAGGAGGCGCCGGCAGCACGUGACAAAACAACAUUGUUGUCGAAGAAUAUCGAGAUGAUUGAAUUGGGUCUUGGUGAGGCGCAAGUGAUGAUGGCACUGGCGAGUCAUUUGCAAAUGGUCGAGGCUGAGAAACAAAAACUUCGAACCCAGGUGAAGAGGUUGUGUCAGGAAAAUGCCUGGUUAAGGGACGAAUUAGCUGGUACUCAACAAAAACUCCAAGCCAGUGAACAAGCCGUCGCCCAAUUGGAGGAGGAGAAAAAGCAUCUCGAAUUCAUGGCAAACAUGAGACAAUACGAUCCAGAUCCACCUGUUGACGAUGAGAAUGCCAAGGAUAGACCAAAAGAUGAUCCCAUCGAUCUCUCACUGUUUCCUGAUGACGAUGCUGAGGAGCGAAACAGUAAGUCAAUGUCACCGACUCCACCUUCGCAAUUUGCACAGCAAGUUAAUGCUGGUUACGAAAUUCCGGCACGUUUACGAACUUUGCACAAUCUUGUUAUUCAAUAUGCAAGUCAGGGUCGCUAUGAAGUGGCAGUACCGCUCUGUAAGCAGGCCUUAGAGGAUUUAGAGAAGACAUCUGGUCAUGAUCAUCCUGAUGUGGCCACAAUGUUAAAUAUCCUCGCCUUAGUUUACCGAGAUCAAAAUAAAUACAAGGAAGCGGCAAAUCUAUUGAAUGACGCAUUGGCAAUACGUGAGAAGACACUGGGUGAAAAUCAUCCGGCAGUUGCGGCGACAUUAAAUAAUCUUGCCGUUCUCUAUGGGAAACGUGGCAAAUAUAAGGAAGCCGAACCAUUAUGUAAACGGGCAUUGGAAAUUCGUGAAAAAGUUCUUGGACGCGAUCAUCCCGAUGUUGCCAAGCAAUUGAAUAAUCUUGCAUUGCUUUGUCAAAAUCAGGGCAAAUACGAGGAGGUUGAACGUUAUUAUCAGCGUGCAUUGGAAAUCUAUGAGGCGAAACUUGGACCGGACGAUCCUAAUGUUGCAAAGACGAAAAAUAAUCUUGCAUCUUGUUACUUGAAACAGGGGAAAUACAAGGGUGCCGAAGUUCUUUAUAAACAAGUAUUAACAAGAGCUCACGAAAGGGAGUUUGGUGCUAUUGACGGUGAUAAUAAACCAAUUUGGCAGGUCGCUGAGGAGAGGGAAGAGAAUAAACAUAAGAACAAGGAGAAUGCUCCAUAUGGAGAGUAUGGAGGAUGGCAUAAAGCAGCAAAAGUUGAUUCACCGACAGUAACAACUACACUUAAGAAUCUUGGUGCACUUUAUAGACGUCAAGGCAAAUACGAAGCCGCCGACACACUCGACGACUGUGCCCUUAGAUCGCGAAAAGAGCAUGUUCAGCAGGCCCUGGAUUUAGUAAAACAAUCAAAAGUUGCACAAAUUUUAGGCGAAGAGAAAGGAUCUACGAGACGUGGUUCCAGAUCUAGUCUGGCGAAUAGCGAGCACGAACAACAAGACGAGGAGCGAAAACAGUCAGUUCGAGCUCAAUAGAGAGGUGAAAACAUUUCCGAUGGGAAAAAGAAGCGAGUGAUUUGAAGGAAGUCAAAGGGCUCACCAAUGUUUCGUCAAAACGUUGAAUUGAUGCCUAACGUCAUCCAUUGACUGGAUAGUUUCUCUAUACAGCACAUUCCAGCGAUUCAAAAAAAACAAAAACAAAAAAUCGACACAAGAAUUGAAAUUUACAAAAUUAACGCGACUUCUGGAAUAUUUAAUGCUUUUCAUACAAUCUAUUCAGCCGUGAGAAAAAAAAUGCAGAAAAAAACCAAGAGUCGAAAAUUAAUUCCAAAGAUUCGUAUUUCUAUUAUGCAUAGGAUAUAAAAAGGCUGAAUUUUUAUUUGCAUGCACAUUGGAAAAUUGUAUGUACCACAUAUCUUUUUAUUAAUAUGAAGCGUUUUAAAACUUUCGAAAAAUUCUCGCAGCUUAAAAAAUGACUUUUUUUCAAAAGUUUCCUAAUGAAAAGAAAAAUUAAUUAUUUUCUAUUAAUUUUAAUUAUUUAAAAACAAUUGAUAUUGUACAAAAAAAAUUAAUAUAGAAAAAUUUUUUACAAAUAAAUAGUUAUUAAGACAGUAUAAAAAAUUUGUUGAACGAAAAGUCCAAUAAAAAAUGUUUUAAUAAUUAUUUAUUUAGUUAAAUGAUCAGAUAAUAAGUUUUAAGAGUCACAACAUUUUGUUUAAAUUUUUUUUUCCUACGUUUCGUAGUUUUUUUUAAGUUGUCAUUUGUGUCUAUUUAUAUUUCACCGGCUUGUAAACUUCGAUUCGCACUCGUUCGAAAGUGAUAAGAGAAAUCGAAUCCUAAGGCUGUAGUUGUAUUGCAAUAUUUAUUAUUUUAUACGAAUAUUUUAUUUAUUAUUAUUCUGCACCAACUUUAUUUUAAUUUCUAUUUUUUUUUUUUUAAUUUUAAUUUAAUAAAAUGUAAAAUUCAGUCAAGUUGAUUAAUAUUAAUUAUUAAUAUUACUUUAUUAUAAAUUUAUAAUAUUGAUUACUUAUUAAUUAAUUGACUACUUGAUUAGUAUUAUUUGAUCAAAUAUUGAUUUAAUAUUUGAUCGAAAAAUAGAUUCAGUAUUUGAUCAAUUGAUAUUAAUUAAAUACUUAAUUUUUAAUUAAUAAGUUAAGAAACAUUUGCUUGCAUUCUUAAUUGGAAAAUUUUGAAAGAAAUUUGAUAAAACAUGUUUUUCAUCUAGAAAUGUGUUUUAUUAUUUAAAAAAAAUGCUCUCAAUAAUUCUGGAUCAUGCAUUUAAAGAAAAAAUAUAUUGGAAAGUGCGCCUGAGAGCUGAAGGCCUAUUUUUUAAAAAUCUGUAAAAAAACGAUAACAAAAAUAUUAAUUAAAAAAAAUAUUUCAUUGAACGAGAAAGAAAGAACUGUUAUUAAGAAAAAAGCCAUUUUUAUACGCCGAAACAGCAAUAUUUAGAGUAUGUGAUCAUGUUCGAUGUAAAGCUUUUUGAGUCAAUUGAUUCAAUUGAAUUUCUAAUUCAGGGUGAAUAAAUGUAAUUUGAAAUUGUUAUUCACUUAAAAAAUAUUUAGUUACUUGUAUCAUAGUGAGACUUUUUUUUUUAGAAAACUGACAAAUAUCUGAGAAUCUCCAAUUCUCUUUGAAUUGAAAACUUUAAUAUUAAUUAUUUAUAUAUAAUUAUUAUAAUUUUGUUUUUAAUUUAAUAAUUGUCGUCUAAUUAUCAAAUUUUAUAAUUAAUUUUUUUUUUUUUGACUAUUUUUAUUAUUAUUAAUAAAUAAUUUUGCUUGUAAUUUUUCUAAAUUAUAAAAUUUUGUAUAAUAAUUAUUAUAAUUGCGAUUUAUUAAAAAAGUUUCAAGCAAAAAACUGCAAGAAACUACUGUCCAGAAUCGCUAGGAUGUCAAUCAUUUUAUAAUUAUAGAAAGUAUUUAUUUUGAAGAUGAGCCAUCCAUUUUUUCAGUUUCACUUAAAUUUUUAUUUAUUGAAAAUUUUGCAAAAUAAAUAAAUAAAUUUUUAACAUAUGUAUUAUUUAGCUGAAUUAUUUAAUAACUUACUUGUAAAGAAAACAAUGUGUAUAAAUUUUAAAGUAUUCUUGGCUCUCUGGUGCAAGUAUUGUUAUCUGAUGAGGAUAUAAAUGUAAGCUUUGAUUUAUAAUAAACAUUUUAAUGUAUAAA